Guyanagaster necrorhizus is the source of this 1530-nucleotide messenger RNA. RefSeq names its product carbohydrate-binding module family 1 protein. Lineage: Eukaryota; Fungi; Basidiomycota; Agaricomycetes; Agaricales; Physalacriaceae. The transcript has 9 exons. Gene Ontology annotation, molecular function: cellulose binding. Gene Ontology annotation, biological process: carbohydrate metabolic process. Gene Ontology annotation, cellular component: extracellular region. Bases 165 to 1163 code for a protein of 332 amino acids. The record is from RefSeq and is a predicted model, not a curated record.
GUUUGUUGUUUUCCCGAUGGCCAGCCGAGACCGAUUAUUUCCCUCGUCAGCAAGUGUCAUAUGCUUCGAGUGUUUCCCGACAUUCACCAAGAGCGGCAGCCGUAGCCGUAUAUAUAGCAACUAUUCUACUAUGAAGAAGCUUCACUGCUCUUCUGCGACACUAAAUGUUCACAAAUAAGUUGGUCUUUGGUUCUCUUUUGGUCGGAGCUGUUCACGCCGGAACAACCGUCUGGGAUGGAAGCUUCAAUAACUACAGCACUCCUUCAGACUUUGACAAAUGGUCCUGGGCUGAUGAAGUCGGCACGUACCAAUGGUACAUCCAUGGCAGCCAACCAACCGACAACUACCUCAACCUUGACCCCUCCUAUAAAAACCCCGCAAUGACUUCAGAGCUACACGGCUUGAAAGUCACCAUCUCCACUAACGCCACAUGGAACUCGGACAUGGAGCGUACAGAACUGAUCCCGCAAACCAGCCAGAAUUUGGGCACUGGCACGAUGUAUUAUCAUUUCUCCGUGAUGCGUUCCGAGACAAAUCCCCCUAAUUCCACCCUUGAACAUCAGGUUCUCUUCUUUGAAAGUCACUUCACUGAGAUGAAGUAUGGAGUCUCCCCAACUCCCACUGACCUCCAGUGGAUGGUCUCCAGCCAGCGUCAAUGGGGCACCAAUUUCGAAGCCGGCGUCUGGUUCAAUUUUGCCUAUGACAUCGAUUUCGAUGCCGAAACUGUCGGUCUCUGGGCUUCCACAGGAUCUGAAGACCUGACCAAAGUUGUGGACAACAUUUCCGCACCGACCUCCACAAACUCUGAAGACUUCCAUGUUGGAGUUCUGCGAAUCGUCAACCAACCUCCCCAAGAAGAUUGGUAUAUCUCUGGGGUGUAUGUAGAGACCGGAGACAUUACCACCAGCAUCUCGAGAGGCAGCAGCAACUCGACAACAAGUGUUACUGCAACAGCGAGCUCAACGGUGACGAGCACCGCAGCGGGGACAACAUCUACUGUAGUAAGUUCAACAACAGCAGCAUCGACCACCACUUCUGCAUCGGGAGCGACACAAACAGAGUGGGGCCAGUGCGGAGGGAUUGGCUGGGCGGGUCUCACUCAGUGUGCCUCGGGAUUGACUUGUGUUGCCGUUUCUGCACCAUAUUAUUACCAAUGUCAAUAAGUGACGAAAGGAUGCGCUGAAUACAUACAUUUAUUGGAUACGAGCUUUCCGAGUUAGUAGUUUGAUUACCGUCUCUUCAAAUCUACCACCCUCACAAGGUGACAGUUUCAUCGCUCCAAAUAUAUCUGAGUCAGCUUAACAACGAAUGCCGACAUCUGAGGUCUCAUGAUAUGGAACGAAUGUCGUACGAAAAGGUAUAACAAAUUCUAGAAGGAAUGGCCAUCGCUCGUUAUCAGCCAGUCAUAAGUCGUGGGAGUAAGUCUAGUCCAUUGUUAUCUGAAGCAAAAGAAACAUGGUUCAAUAUCUGAAAUACACCUUGUGCAUAUAGUUCAAUUAUUUACAAGAGACCUUGGGAUAUCAUGAAUAG